Rhododendron vialii is the source of this 1616-nucleotide messenger RNA. Its product is annotated as spermidine hydroxycinnamoyl transferase-like. The record is from RefSeq and is a predicted model, not a curated record. Gene Ontology annotation, molecular function: acyltransferase activity, transferring groups other than amino-acyl groups. The transcript is spliced from 2 exons. The coding region runs from base 128 to 1483 and encodes 451 amino acids. NCBI's taxonomy places the organism in Eukaryota, Viridiplantae, Streptophyta, Magnoliopsida, Ericales, Ericaceae.
UAAAUAGCACAUUUCAGGGACCUUUAUUACAUUGCACCACACAUUUCUUCUUUUGACCCAUUAUAGCAUGUGAAGCUCAAGACAAACUACAACUAACUUGAGCUCUCUCUCUCUCGAUCUCUCGAGAAUGUUGACCUUGAAGGCUUCCUACACAGUGAAACCAAUGGAGCCGUCACCAACAGGGCUCCUUUACCUAUCAGAUUUUGAUCUAAGCGUUGCUCUAACUCACGGACCUGUAGUCUACUUCUAUAGACCCAUCAGUGGUCACUUACUAAACCCAAUAGAAAUCCUCAAAAACUCCCUAGGCAAAGCACUCACCAUAUUUUACCCACUCGCCGGACGCCUCCAAAGGACCGGAAGGGGCCGUCUCGAGGUCAACUGCAACUCCAUGGGCGCGCUGUUUUUGGAAACAGAGUCGGAGGCUAAAAUCAGCGACUUUGGAGACUUCACUCCAACAUCAAAAACUAGAGCACUGAUACCAUCUGUAGACUACAAUAAGCCUAUUGAUGAGUUGCCAUUGCUUUUGGUGCAAGUAACAAAUUUUAGUUGUGGUGGAAUUAGUCUUGGCUUGGGCAUAUCCCAUGUGCUUGUCGACGGCCGAUGUGCAGCUCACUUUGUUUCCGAGUGGGCGAGGAUUGCCCGCGGUGAGGAACCUGAAAAUUUACCGUUUCUUGAUCGGACUGCACUGAAACUGGAGGAGGAUGAUCUGACACCGCCGAGAUUUGGUCACUUGGAGUUCGGCAAACCACCGAUGUUGAUUGGCCAAAAGAAUAACUUAGAAGAGCAGAAGAAGGAAACGACUGUGGUGAUGUUGAAAUUGAGCAAAGAGCAAAUUAAAAAGCUGAAGAAAGAGGCUAAUGAGUUCCCAAGUGUUUACACUAGUAGUAAGCCUUUCACCAGGUAUGAGGCUGUGACUGCGCACAUGUGGAGGUGUACAUCCAAGGCAAGGCUGCACGAAAUCGAGCAACUAACAAGUGUGCGGGUUGGCGUGGAUUUUCACAGCCGGAUGGUACCGCCAUUGCCAAAGCACUAUUUCGGGAAUGCCGUCUCACCGAUGAGAGCAACAACCACCUCAGGAGAGCUGUUGUCAAAGCCGUUAGGAUAUGGCUGUAGCAAGAUAAGAGAAGCCAUAGAGAAGGUAACAGACGAAUACAUAAGGUCAUCGCUAGCUUACAUGAAAAGAGAAAAGGAUUUGUCCAAGUUCAGGUACUCUCAUGUGGUGGGAUCUACCCAAGGAGCUUUCCUUGGCAACCCGAACAUUGUAAUCACUAGUUGGAUCAGUUUGCCUUUUUGUGGUGUUGAUUUUGGAUGGGGAAAGGAAAUUUACAUAGCACCCGGAGCGAUUCCGUUUGACGGGAGGUCGUUCAUACUUCCCAGCCGUGAUGAAGAUGGUUCUUUCGACGCCCCAUUCCGGUUGCAGGUUGAACAUAUGGAUGCCUUCAAGAAGUUCUUCUAUGAGAAUAUCAUGAUUUCAAGUUUGUGAUGAUUAUGUUAUAAACUAGAAUCUAUGAAGUACAACUAAAUAAAAGCCCCAUAUCGUGGAUUGCCUAGCUAGACUUUGUGCUAUUAUGUGGUUUUUCAAGUUUGAUGAAAGCAAAUAAAUGUUUUCUAUUCAA